Arabidopsis arenosa is the source of this 1905-nucleotide messenger RNA. The record is from the annotation of a GenBank genome assembly. Lineage: Eukaryota; Viridiplantae; Streptophyta; Magnoliopsida; Brassicales; Brassicaceae.
GUUGACUUUUUGGCUCUUCUGUUGAACCAAUGUCUUUGCCCUCAGUCCCCACUCUCGCCAUCAGAUCCGGACCAUCCGGUCAUCACUCGAUGCCGGUUCUUGGUUUUGGAACCGCUGCUUCUCCGAUACCGGAACCAACGAUGAUGAAAGAGACGGUGAUAGAGGCCAUCAAGCUUGGUUAUCGCCAUUUCGACACGUCUCCGAGGUACCAGACGGAGGAGCCAAUCGGCGAAGCUUUGGCGGAGGCGGUUUCUCUUGGCUUAGUUCGAUCUCGAUCUGAAUUCUUUAUCACUACCAAGCUAUGGUGUGCUGAUGCUCAUGGUGGUCUUGUCGUACCGGCGAUCAAACGGAGUUUGAAAAACCUUAAACUGGACUAUCUUGAUCUUUAUCUAAUUCAUUGGCCGGUUAGCUCAAAACCUGGUAAAUACAAGUUUCCCAUUGAUGAAGAUGAUUUUUUGCCAAUGGAUUUCGAAGUAGUGUGGUCCGAAAUGGAGGAGUGUCAGAGACUCGGGCUUGCGAAGUGUAUAGGAGUGAGCAACUUUUCAUGUAAGAAGCUUCAACACAUCCUCUCUAUCGCGAAUAUCCCGCCUAGUGUCAAUCAAGUCGAGAUGAGUCCAAUAUGGCAACAAAAAAAACUAAGGGAGCUUUGUAGUUCGAACGACAUUGUUGUCACAGCUUAUUCAGUUUUAGGAUCUAGAGGGGCUUUUUGGGGAACUCCCAAAAUUAUGGAAUCUGACGUUCUCAAAGAAAUAGCAGAAGCAAAGGAAAAAACUGUGGCCCAGGUGAGCAUGAGAUGGGCUUAUGAACAAGGAGUGAGCAUGGUGGUGAAGAGCUUUACCAAAGAGAGAUUGCAAGAGAAUAUGAACAUAUUUGAUUGGUCUUUGACAGAAGAGGAGACACAGAGAAUCUCGACAGAGAUUCCACAGUUCAGGAACCUCGGCGGAGAGGUUUAUAUCUCCAAGAAAGCUCUUACGUUCCCAAUCGGAUCCGUCCAUCACUUGAUGCCGGUUCUAGCUCUAGGAACGGCCGCAUCUCCUCCACCCGAACCGAUAGUGUUGAGAAAAACGGUGUUGGAGGCCAUCAAGCUCGGUUAUCGUCACUUCGACACGUCUCCGAGGUACCAGACUGAGGAGCCGCUCGGCGAAGCUCUGGCGGAAGCAGUUUCUCUAGGCUUAGUUCAAUCUCGAUCGGAACUCUUCGUCACUUCUAAGCUAUGGUGUGCUGAUGCUCAUGGUGGCCUUGUUGUACCGGCGAUUCAACGGAGUUUGGACUCGAAACCUGGAAAAUACAAGUUUCCUAUUGAAGAAGAUGAUUUUUUGCCAAUGGAUUAUGAAGCAGUUUGGUCUGAGAUGGAAGAGUGUCAGAGACUCGGAGUUGCAAAGUGUAUAGGAGUAAGCAACUUCUCGUGCAAGGAGCUCCAACACAUCCUCUCUGUUGCCAAAAUCCCACCUAGUGUCAAUCAAGUGGAGAUGAGUCCAGUCUGGCAACAGAGAAAACUGAGGGAACUUUGUAAGUCUAAAGGCAUUGUUGUGACAGCUUAUUCGGUGUUGGGGUCGAGAGGAGCUUUUUGGGGAACUCACAAAAUCAUGGAGUCUAAUGUUCUCAAAGAAAUUGCCGAGGCUAAGGGAAAAACAGUAGCACAGGUGAGUAUGAGAUGGGCUUAUGAGGAAGGAGUGAGCAUGGUGGUGAAGAGCUUUAAGAAAGAGAGAUUGGAAGAGAAUCUGAAGAUAUUUGAUUGGUCUUUGACAGAGGAGGAGAAACAGAGAAUCUCGACGGAGAUUUCUCAGAGCAGGAUCGUUGACGGAGAGGUUUAUAUCUCAGAGAAAGGUCCUAUAAAAUCUGUCGCCGAGAUGUGGGACGGUGAGAUCUGAUAUAACUUCAUGUGAAUAAAGGGGCUGUUGUAAA